Colletotrichum navitas is the source of this 1941-nucleotide messenger RNA. Its product is annotated as F-box domain-containing protein. The transcript is spliced from 2 exons. The record is from RefSeq and is a predicted model, not a curated record. Lineage: Eukaryota; Fungi; Ascomycota; Sordariomycetes; Glomerellales; Glomerellaceae. Bases 1 to 1941 code for a protein of 646 amino acids.
AUGGGGUUUUUCCGCAGAGAUAAAGACAAGAAGAAGCAGCAGCAUCAGCUGGGCCAUCAGCAGCAAAAAUCUCACGACUUCACCGAUCAGCAAUUGUCCAAGUACUCGUCCCAGGUCCAGCAGAACUACCGCAACGUCGUCUCGCCGCCUGGCACCCACAUCCCUACCCGAGCCUCCGCCGCCCUUUUGCAGAGCCUGCCAAAGAACAUUCUCCCUCGCAUCUUCUCCUUCGUCUGCCCCCACACACAAGAUGAGACGUACGAGACGUGCGAGACGAGCGCCAUAUUCGACGCUUGCAUGCUAUGCGACCUGAGAGAUCUGGCCCAUUGCGCGCGCGUUUGCUGGGGAUGGAACAAGGUGGCAAACGCCCUACUGUACCACAGCAUCCGCAUCGACGCCGUCCACUACUGCCCUCGCGAGAUCUACCUGUCGGAGCAGCGCAAGCGCAAGACCUUUUUCAAGCGGAACGCCGACCCUGAAGACACCCCCACCGCUCGCCUGAAGUUGUUGUGCAGGACCUUGCGCGAAGACCCCACGCGCUUCGGUGCCCGGGUUCGCUACUUGAAAGUGCCCUACAUGCUCCGUGAAGCCGCCACAGCCGAUCUCGCCCGCAUCAUCCACGUGCUACCGAAUCUUGUCUACGUCGACCUGCCCGAAGGUCUGUUCGCAGACGAACACGGAUAUGCCACGCUGAGGCUCGAGGUCGAGGCUAGAUGCCGAGAUCUCCGUAAGAUGACCUACCAGGCAGGCGCUGAAGGCAGCUUGUCUAAGCUCGCCCACGGCGGAAUAUGGCAGAACCUCGAGGUCCUCGAACUGAUCAAGAUCAACAUGGACCCGGUCGUUCUGCGACAUGCUCUGGCCAACCUGCCGACACUACGCGCUUUGAAGGUGAUGGGUUCACAAGCCUUCUCGGAUGACAUUUUCGCCCACAACGAAGAGCUGCCUCCUUUCCCGCCCCUAGAGGAAUUGAUCCUCAGCAACACCCCUUCAGUCACCGCCAACGGUUUGGUCGACUACCUGGGCCGCGCCGAUACCCGCAACCAUCUCCUCGUCCUGUCCCUCCUCAAGACAGGCGUUCACCCCGCGACUCUCGCCGAUAUUCUGUCUGCGGCUACGAACCUGCAGACGCUUGCCAUCGAGGCCUCGGUAAGCGAUGCUUUCAAAAGCGGGCCAAGAACGCGGCGGCUCGCGUCAACGUCUCUAGAGUCGCUGCGCUUCGAGAUCACCGCGCACAAGUCGGCGGGCCCCUACUCCAGUGUGACGGCUAGUUACUAUACAUACCUGGCAGCAUCGCUCAGGGGCAACGGCAUGCCAAACCUAAGGUCGGUUUACGUCCUGGACGAGUACUUCCAAGACGAGCUUGAAGGCCUCCCCCGCCCCGCGGCACCGUUCUCGUACGGUGCCAACGCCCGGCCUGGCUCGUCUCACUCGAUGACUUCGCACCGGCCCAUGUCGGGCCUGCCCAGUGGUGGACGCGGCGGCCUGGCACCGCCUAGCAGUGCUGGCAUGGCGAUUCCCCGUCCCUUUGCCGCGACUUCAAACGCUCGUGCCUCGCAGCGCUUCAGCUCUACGAAUCCCUUCGCCGGUACAGGCCCGCUGUCUCACCCUCUGACGAUCUACACCAAGUCGAACGACGCAUUGGACUGGUCGUCGGUGAUGAUCCAGCCUACGCUACCCAAGGGCGGCGGAUCCCACCAUCGCGGAAGCAUGAGCUUUCACGGCGACCGCCCCAUUAGCUCCUACGGCCUUGGCGCUGAUAUCGCGGGCUCUGGAUGGAAUACGGCAGCAGCGAGGAAGAGUAUCAUGGUGGGCAACGGCGCAGGCAUGUUUAUGGCCAUACCGAGCCAGAGCACCGGCGGCAGCAGGGGGAGUGAUGAAGACUUGUGGCCCAGACCCAGCACAGCAAACAACGAAAAGAAGUCGGCCGAUCUCUGGCGGUAA